AAGUGUUCCAGCCUUUAACGUUUUCGAACAGGAUGAAAACCGUAAGCAUCAGUGUCCAGUAGAGAGUCAUUUCGGUGGAUGUAGACUCCCUCAGCAUCUGCUCCGAGGUUCUGUCAAAGUGAAGGAGGUGUUUACUCUAUGAACCGUUAAAGUUCUCCUCCUCCUGCAGCCUUCCGUUUGAGGUUAAGGAAGCAAUGCCUCAAGACUUAGAUUUAUUGCCUGUGAGUCAUGAAGUAAAAGUGAUGUACUUGCUUCGGUGUUAUUUUUAAUUAAAUGCUGUUUCUGAAAUCACCGUGGAAGGUACCGACAGGUACAAUGAUAAUAAACCAUAAAUGGCUAUGUCAUGGUAUAGUUAUAUUUAAUAAUAAUCAUAAGAAAACUGCAUCCUUUAUAUUAGCACAGAGUUCCAUCUACUGGCCAUGGAUGGAAAUGCUUCUAAAAGCAAACUUUUUGACAGCAUUCUUUUAAAAACAUUCUCUGGCACCAUAUUAUAUUAUGAUCUUAUUAGUCAAUAUAAUCAAAUCACAAUCAAUUAACACACUCUUCAGUCAAAACAGCUCUUUAGAUCGAAAUCAAUCUCUAAAUUCUCAGAAUGUUUAUUUCAAGAUUUUGUUGCUUUGUUAUUUAGGGAUUAUAUUUAAUAUUAAUGUUUAAAUUAAAUGUAAUGUUUACAUCAUUAAUCAUUCAAUUAAACUAAAUAUUUAAUAUUUAGGAUUUAGAUUAUUUUCGUUUAGUGUGCAAUUAUCGUGUAUGCAAUUAUCUUUAACAAAUUAUAAAUGUUUAAUUUAUACGUCUGUUUUUUACAUUUUAAUUAUUAUUAAUUUUGCGUAAUUACGACUUUAUUUAUUUUUAAUUUAAUUUUAUAUAAAAAUAAAAACCUUUGUCCCUUUUAUUUUCCCUGCUACUUCACCUUAUUUAUUGUGGUUAGGCCUAAUAAAUAUCUGUUAAACUCAAGUACACGCUGCGGUAAUGCCAUGCCAAUAUAGGUUUGUUUACUGAUUAUGAAUAUCCUUGGUUAAAAUCAUGCGCGUUUAUUUUAGUGUUUGGUGUUGGCUCAGUGGUUCUUCACCCACGUCACGAAGCCGCCCACGGUCCCACCGUGGCCCGUCCCAUCUCCAAUCCCCUCCGUCCAGAAGCAUUGUUGAACAAAUCCAUAGAAAAAGAAGCGAGUGCCGCUGCAUCACUACCUACUCAAAGUGGGCCGCGUGUGGGCGUGGCUUAGCGAUCAAAAAGUUGAUUCUGAUUGGUCAGGCAUAUAGGGGACUUAAAAAUAAUUAUCCAGUUUUACCUCUUCACUCUUUAUUUCCAACUAAGUAGCUAUUACAUUUGUUCAGUAUCAUUAUUCACGUAUAAAUUAUUGUGCACACUGCUGCUAAAGAAUCCGCGGAUAACCUUGUCACAUGGUACCUGUUACUUUUCUCAGCGCUGUUCGAGGUGAACUAAUCACUUGUGCUUGUGAUUAACGGAAACGGCGUUGCAUUUAAUAAUAUUACAAACAGUGCUCAGGCGAAUUUCCAUUUACUUGUCAGGUAUUAAAUCAGUGCCAUUAAUAGAUUUAAACGAUUAUAUUCACUAGCAUGCAAAUGUCUUUAAUAAGACAAAAACAUGCUGAGAUCUGAACGCGGAGGACGCGGUCAUGAGCCGACAGUCGCCCCCUGAAGGAAAGACGGGUUUUUGUCGCAAAAUGAACGGUUAGUAGAGCGCUUCGAUCCAAUUCAGGAGCGAUUCUGGGAAUCCGGUUCGGUUCCCCCAGUUUAGACACCCGUCUGGAAGGCCAUGUGCUGCCAUUAAAUCAAACGCUCAUUUAAUGAAUAUAACCGAGUGAUUUCGAAGACGUAAGGAUACCAAAACAUCAAGGUGUGAGUUCUGUUCUCCAGAUCUCGUGUAUUCUGCUUUUCCUGUAAGCGGUUCCAGUUUGGUCAGUAUGCAGGGCUGGGUGACUCUGGCUCUGUUGCUGAGCCUCGGGGUCAAACGCUCCCUCGGACAGAAUGGUGUGGGUGAACUUCCUGUGCCUCGUGGUUUAACCCUAAAUCCUGAUUUACCUGCACAGACUCUGUCUUUGACAUGGCAGAGUGACUCAUCGCUUUUUGACCUUGAGAUUUUCCACACCGAGCUCAUGAAUGUGGUGCUAAAUGAGACAGUGGCAGUUAAAGCAGAUGCUGUAACAGGACUGCAUAGUUGGACCUGGCACUCACCCUUACCCUUGGAGUGCACUUCUCAUUCUGUGCGCAUCAGAGCACGAAACCAGCAGUCGGUCGGCCAGUGGAGCCCCCUUCAGACCAUUCCAGGGUCAGAUAUUCCUGAGAAGUCUGAGUCUUACAUGUUUCCCCAAGAUAAAGUGGUUCCUGUGGGCAGUAACAUGACCUUCUGCUGCAUUGUUAAGGAGAAGGAAGAUUUCAAAGACAUGAUUUACAGGCGUCAGGAGAUGAGCGCCACACGACUGAGCAGAAGAACGUAUGCCAUCACAGUAACCAACCAGCCAGCAUCGGGCAACACGGGCACCAACGUGAUCUGCUCUUCCCAAAGGUCGACCCUCACAGGAGCUGUGGUGUUUGUAGGCUAUCCGCCGGGCGAUGAGGGCUUGGUCUGCGAGACGAGGGACCUGGCAUCCGCAGAAUGUUCUUGGAAGAAAGGACGAGACACUCACUUGAGAACGAAGCGCAGCCGCACUAAAUACACCCUUAAUGGAAGGGACUGUUUGGAGGCUAAUGAAAGGAAGACAUGGUGGUGUAGCUCGAAGGUCUGGGAGGAGAGCUGGAGUCUGUUGGCUCGAAAUCCUCUUGAAACAGUCCAGCUCACCGACUCGGCCCAACUCACUGACCGCGUACAUCUGUUGGCUCCAGUGAAUGUGACAGCGGUUGAAGUCAAGGCGUGGAGCGCCACACUGCGGUGGAGCUGGUCUGUGGCGGCGUAUAAAAAGCUAGAGAUGGUCUGCCAGCUGCAGCUCUUCGCCCAUGAACUUUCCAGCACACGUAACUACAGUAGUCCUGGUUUAUCUUCUGUGGAGCUGGAGGGUUUGUGGCCAGAUCUGGACUACACUGUGACUUUGCGCUGCGGCUCUAAGCACAGUUUCUGGAAGUGGGGGGAUGAGAGCGCCCCCUACAGGAUCCACACUAAAAUGGACCGUCCUGAUGCUCUUGAUGUCUGGAUCUGGAUGGACAGCAGUAACACAAGACGUGUUUUUUGGAAACCUCUGUCUUUGAGAAAAAGUCACGGUGCAUUAAUCGGCUACGAGGUUUCUCAGAACUCAGCGGAGGAAGACGGGUGGACACGGGUUUUUCUUCCUCCUGGGAACUUCAGCUAUCCCAUCAUCCUUAACAACAGCAGUGACAUCACCGUUGCCGUGGCAGCGCGAAACCCAGCUGGUCUCUCUCAGCCUUCCACUGUGACCACACCAGCAUACAGAGCAGAUUCCCAGCUGUCUGUGUCUGAGCUGCUCGCCAUAAAUGGAUCCUUUCACCUCUCCUGGCAGCCUAAUGCCAAUGCGAGCAGCGGGUACGCUGUGGAGUGGGUGCCGACCGGCUGCAGUGGACUGUGCCCCGUUGACUGGAAGAAAGUUCCAGAAUCAGACAGCAGCUUCUCAGUGAACUCAGACUCUCUGGUGGCAGGAGUGAGGUACACCGUAUCCGUGUACUCCCUCUCUACCGGCGCUCCUACGCUGCUGCAGAGAUGGCAGGGAUACUCGCAGGAAAUGGUUCCUUCACAGUCGGUUAGUGAUCUGUCGGCCAAUCAGACUGGCUCUGAUGUGCUGCUGUCUUGGAAAGACACUGCAAUGGAACACCAGAGAGGUUUCAUCCGCGGAUACACCGUCUACCUGGCAAAUGCUGCACAUCUGGAUCUCAUUGCUAAUAUCUCUGAUCCUGAAGUGCAGUCGUACAGGGUGAAGGGUUUGUCUCUGAGCUUGUUUAAGUUCGUAGUGAAGGCCUACACCUCAGCUGGGGAGGAUGCGGGGUCGACUGUGGCCAUUAAAGUGGAGAUGGACACUGCCAUCAUGUUGUUUAUUGGCAUUCUUGUGCCGUUGGGAAUCAUGUUCUGCUGUCUCAUCCUCGUCAGCAUCUGCUGCUACAAGAAGAGAGAGUGGGUAAAGAAAGCUUUCUAUCCUGAAAUCCCUGGACCUAAAGUAUCUGGAGACUGGUCCUCCCCACGGGGUCCUCUGGAUGUGAAGCCCUCUCCUCACAGUGUGGUCCACAUUGUGGAGAGUCCGGGGUGGGAUUUCACUAAGGAAGGUCUGUUCCCGGUCCCAGAGGAAGAGGAGGAGUCUGAGAACGACAACAUCGAGGUCGACACUGACUCGGAUGAACCGGCCCUGCUGAGAUACUACAACCAGGUGGUCGGUGAUGGCUCACACAGUAACCACGUCUCAGACUCCUCCGGCUCCUCGACCGCCUCGGUGGGCUCCACGCAGACUGAAAUCACCUACGCAGGCAUCCAGAGCCCCACCUCCUCGCAGGGGGCGUGCGGUGGCGGAGGUUACAGGCCUCAAAUGCAGUCUGUUGCAGCACCGGCCGAGCCCCAAAUCGAAUUUGGGGACGACUUCCAAGAUGAUGCAUUGAAUACAGGCUACAAACCCCAGUGUUCCUGGCAGAUGGAUUCUCCAGAGGCGGAAAACUUUAGCGGUUCGCUUGGCAGCCCUACGUCGGUCACAUCAUCCCAGUUCCUCAUCCCAGAAUCCUCUGAAGAGAAACCACAGCCUUCAAACACCUGGUUCCACAAUUUUCUCUCUGGAAAAUCUUGAGAACGCACUAGCUUUUAUUUUUCACAUUCGUUUGUGCCGUUCACCUUUAGGAGGAUGUUUUCGGUUCAUUUUAGGGUUUGUGCCCUUACUGGAAAUCGCUCACAUUUACGUAAUCAACAUCACUACUGUUUCUCAAGGAUUUGUGAUACUGACCAGACAGGUGAAGUACUACUGAAGAGCUAAAGUUGGUCAUAUCUACUCUCGCUCGCUCGGAGCAGUAUGAUGUUUUGCCUUAGGAACGUCACUUCUAGUCAUACGAUAGUGUUCGUGCCUCUUUCUUGCAGUGUUAUUGGAGUGAUCGCAGUAAAUUUUCAUUCUUACAGCAUUAUGUUGUGCGCAACAUUUCACUGCUUUUUUUAGUCCUAAUUUCUUCAGCAGGUUUGCACACAUUUCUCUGUCAGUAAAACAUUAGCAUUUGCAUUUCAAAAGAUCAAAACCAGUGCAUUUAAGGCUUGUUCUCAAAGCUGCACUGCUUUCAGGUGAUUUAAAAAAAAUUGUAUGUAGCUUCAAGCAACAACUUCUCGAGUCGCACGUUGAAUAAGCUGACAGAACAAAAGGAAAAUGGGAGAAACAUUCAUCUGAUUUUUCUUAAACCGUUUGCCAGCUGUUGAAGUGUUUUCAUGAUCUUACAUUAUCAACUUUAAUCUGUGUAAGAUGCAUGUAAACACACUGUUACUGUUAAUCAUGUGAUGCAGUUAGCUAGUUGUGUGUAUUUUUGAUUUGUGUUUGACACUUAGUCAGCAUAACCUGUAGAAAAUUUACCUUUUCUGCUAGGGCUGCACGAUUUUGGGAAUAAAAUAAUUAUAUUGCAGUAUAAUAUUUGUUUCAUUUUAAUUAUAAGGAUUAUUACUAAUGCUACUACUACUACUACUAUUAAAAUAUUAAGAAAAUAACAAAUAUUACUAUUGUAAUAUUUCACUGUAAAAUAAACUAAGAAAAAUAAUAUCAUAUUUUACAAUUGUUACAGUACUAAUAUUUGUCUAAAUUUCUUAAUUUUUUUUUUUAAAGUUAAACCAUCAAGCUUUUCUUUUGGUGGAAAACCAUUAAAGCUUCUGUUUUGUUGACAAGCAGCCUUUUCAAUUUGAUCAUUUCAAUUAAUUUCCCCGAUUAAUUGUGCAGCCCUAUUCUCUACAACAUUUUUCCAAAAAAUCUCUGCUGUUGGUCUAAGACUGAUUCUUUUUUUUUUUUUUUUUUUUUGCUUUCCAAAGGUCAGUGACAUUUAAUGAAUUUGGCAUUAUCCAUACAACAUGUGAAGCACCUUUUAGUUUAUUUCGCACCUGAUGAAUAUGGGACUUAAUACUCCCAGUAUAAACUCAGCUAUGUAUCUAAUCAUAGAUGCAUCUGUCUAGGAUGAUGAUAUGUCUUGUGUCCAGAGAUUGUUAUGGUUUUAAAAUGACCACAGUGCCUCGGGAGCUUAGUUAUUUUUUUAUUUAUCUUUUCUCCCCCACCCCACCCCAAAGAACAGCACCUUCUUUCAGAUCAGUUUCCUUGGAUUAUAGGCCCACAUGGACCACAGGGUAAAUUACUUUAACUGUCCUUACUGACGUCAGAAGAACCUGCUAUUCCUUUAGACUGGACUUUAUUAAUCUAGCAUAUAGAUAUAUGAGAGCUAUGUAUCUAAUGUUACUGUGAAGGCCUUUUUUUCUGAGCACUGUGCAUAUCGCUAGUCCUCCAAAACCUUGUGCAGCAGUCAGAACAACAGAUACAUCACAUCAGGACAACAUGACGCUUGUCACUACAGUGAGAAGGAAUGAUGAAAGUCGACAUGAAAUCAAAAGCGACCCUGUUUAUUUUCUUAAAGGGAUGGUUCACCCAAAAAUGAGUAUUGUC
Onychostoma macrolepis is the source of this 6565-nucleotide messenger RNA. It is a transcript of the gene lifra, whose product is annotated as LIF receptor subunit alpha a. Gene Ontology annotation, molecular function: cytokine receptor activity; cytokine binding. The transcript has 18 exons. Gene Ontology annotation, cellular component: external side of plasma membrane; signaling receptor complex; membrane. Lineage: Eukaryota; Metazoa; Chordata; Actinopteri; Cypriniformes; Cyprinidae. The record is from RefSeq and is a predicted model, not a curated record. Gene Ontology annotation, biological process: cytokine-mediated signaling pathway. The coding region runs from base 1925 to 4735 and encodes 936 amino acids.